This is a messenger RNA of Parnassius mnemosyne (clouded apollo), 480 nucleotides long. The record is from the annotation of a GenBank genome assembly. Lineage: Eukaryota; Metazoa; Arthropoda; Insecta; Lepidoptera; Papilionidae.
AUGGGGUCCCCUCUAAGUCCCCUUAUGGCGGACAUUUUCAUGGAUAAUUUCGAAAAACAACAUAUAGUUGUCAAUCAAAAUAUCUUAUAUUACUAUCGAUAUGUAGACGACAUAAUUAUUUGCUGGACUGGCACCAGGAGACAACUGGAUGUUUUCCUCAAUAAAAUAAAUAGAGUCCAUGACAAAAUUAAAUUUAAACUUGAAUUGGAACAAGAUUGUUCCCUUAAUUUUCUCGACUUAACAAUAACAAGAAAAGUAUCGUCACAUGUUUUCCAAAUUUAUCGAAAGCCAACUCACACCGACACGGUCAUCCCCGCGUCAUCAUGUCAUCCGUGGCAACGUAAAGUAGCCGCUUUUUAUUGUUACAUUAACCGUUUGUUCACUGUCCCAUUAUGUAAAGAAAAUUAUUUAAAAGAACUUAAUAUAAUUUAUCAAAUAGCGGUCUCUAACGGUUUUUCAAAAAAUCUCAUUAACAAUUAG